AUGGAAAUUGUUGAAUUAAAAGAGGAAGAAGCAUAUCGAAUAUAAGAUCCGACUGAUAUUGUACAAGUAACACUUAUAGAAGGAGCAGUUGAAAUCUUUGGUUAAGAAUUAUUAAUGGUAGAAUUGAAUAUUUAAAAUAUAAGAAAAAACUAUAUGAAUUCCCUCCACAUAAACCUUUUUCUUUAUUUUGUUGGGUUCCAUCAAAAUUAAAGAUUAAAUAUAAAACUAAAGAAGAUUAACCUGGUUAUAUCUUUAAUGAAGAAGAGAUGAAUUAUCAUAAAAUGAUGCAUGAUUUUCUAAAAAUAAAUCAUGUUUUGGAAUGUAACAUAAUCAAUUAUUUAAAGAAUAAAGACAAAUGUCUUUAAAAUAAACUGAUAAAAUAGGUCCAAGAUUAUUAAUAUUAGGAAGUCAUUCAUGUGGAAAAAGUAUUAAAUAAAGUUAUAUUUUAGAUACUCUAUGCAAGACUCUUAUAAAUUAUAGUUUAGUUUAUGGUUGGAAACCAAUUUAUGUAGAUUUGGAUCCUGAUAAUCAAUAAAGUGAAUAUCCUCAUUCAAUUAGAGCUGAAAUUUAAAACUGUGUUAAAGAAUAAAUGUUAAAAAAUAGAGUUACUUAUUAUUUUGGAUAUUAAUGUACAUGAAUAUUUUAAGAAUGAAAAGAUAAGGAUAUAGUUA
This is a messenger RNA of Paramecium sonneborni, 671 nucleotides long. NCBI's taxonomy places the organism in Eukaryota, Ciliophora, Oligohymenophorea, Peniculida, Parameciidae. The record is from the annotation of a GenBank genome assembly.